CUGAACCGUGUUCAUGCAUGAUCAUCAGAAUGUAUUUUGCUCUUCACCAACUUGAAUUGGAACUAUUUAGCGCUGAUGGAGGGACUUACUUUUGAGUAGUCAGGGACCACGCUGAUGGAGGGACUUAUUUUGACCACAGCACAGUGCAAUAUCUGGAUCUGGAAAACUAUAUCUGUGGUGAUGGGAGACCUCCUGUGCGAGGCGAUGGGAUCUGCGGCGCAGGUCGUGGUGGUAGAGGAUUGCGUGGAGACACCGAGGACCUUCGUCCUCCACCUCCUCCUCAAGCGCGCGCUCGCCGGCUGCGGCUCCGCUGCCUUCCUCGCCCUCGCGCAGCCCUUCUCCCAUUACGACCGCGUCCUGCGCAAGAUGGUGAGGAAGUAGCAGACUUUUGCUGCUUCUGUGCUAAGGUGGUUCCCAACAAGGAAAACCAAGACUGAAGUGCGGGAGGACUCGGUCCUCCAUCUAGAAUCUUUUGUUUAUUGUCUUUCGGGAGAAGUUGGUGUCUCCCUGGUUUGUAUAAUUAUUACUUUUAGGCACUCACUUUUAGUCUGGUCUGUAAUAAAAAUAACUCAAGCUUGCUUUCAAAAUAAAAUGUAAGUUUAU
This is a messenger RNA of Zea mays, 603 nucleotides long. Its product is annotated as elongator complex protein 6. The transcript is spliced from 2 exons. Gene Ontology annotation, cellular component: elongator holoenzyme complex. The coding region runs from base 115 to 381 and encodes 88 amino acids. Gene Ontology annotation, biological process: tRNA wobble uridine modification. Lineage: Eukaryota; Viridiplantae; Streptophyta; Magnoliopsida; Poales; Poaceae. The record is from RefSeq and is a predicted model, not a curated record.